This is a messenger RNA of Bombyx mandarina (wild silkworm), 3033 nucleotides long. RefSeq names its product putative fatty acyl-CoA reductase CG5065. Lineage: Eukaryota; Metazoa; Arthropoda; Insecta; Lepidoptera; Bombycidae. Gene Ontology annotation, cellular component: peroxisome. Gene Ontology annotation, molecular function: alcohol-forming very long-chain fatty acyl-CoA reductase (NADP+) activity. The record is from RefSeq and is a predicted model, not a curated record. Gene Ontology annotation, biological process: long-chain fatty-acyl-CoA metabolic process.
ACUGGCUUGUUCGUUCGUAAUUCAGCGCCGUGUGUUUCGCAAGCGCUUUUUUCUAUCUUUCUAACAAACAUUAGGUGGCUGGUCGCGGCCAGUGGUGACACGCCUGCCUUACCGAAUGGUGCUAAUAAAAAUGUCGUACUAAAAAGUGAUUUUCAGAUAUUCAAUAAAAUUGAUUGCACGCUACUAAUCACCGUGUUUCCCUGUAUUAAAAGGACGUAAUAUUGUCGAAGCAAAACAGCUAAAUAUGGACGACAUUACAUUAUUAACGACGACAGACAAAAUGGAAGCUUUUCAGAAACAGAUGGAAUUCCUGAAUGGAAACGAUCCCAAUAUGGUGAAUCGUAACCAAGAAUGUCUCCCGAACUAUCAACUCCUGAGUUCAUGUCCAGCGGAAGCCGUGGCUGACUUCUACGACGGUUCCGUGAUCCUCGUGACCGGAGGAACAGGAUUUGUGGGUAAAGCCCUAUUGGAGAAGCUCUUGCGGAGUUGUCCAGGUAUUGAGACAGUUUAUAUCCUGAUGAGGCCGAAGAGAGGCCUCACGGUCGAGCAGAGAUACAAAGAGCUUUUGAAGAACCAAGUAUUUGACCACAUCAGGACUCGUUGGCCCGAGCGCUUGAGUAAGCUUCACCCCAUCACGGGCGACGUUUCGGUCCAGAAUCUCGGAGUCAGCGUCGACCAAAGAGAACUGCUGCGGCGUGUGACCACAGUGUUCCACUCGGCGGCCACGGUCAGGUUCACGGAGCCUCUCCACGUCGCCACCACGCUCAACGUUCAAGGCACCGCUUCGCUGCUGAAGUUGGCUGAAGACAUGCCCAAGCUGAAGGCUCUAGUCCACGUCUCCACAGCGUAUAGCAACGCUCCGAGGUCUUAUAUUGAAGAGCGCGUGUAUCCCCCUCCCCAUGAUCCGGACAACAUCGUCAGAUGCACCCGGAUGCUACCUCCGGAGACGGUUGAAGUUAUCGCCGAUAGCUUACAGGGAGAUCAUCCUAACCCCUACACCCUGACUAAGGCGUUGGCUGAGUCCAUAGUGUAUAGUCACACGGAGCUGCCGGUCUGCAUUGUGAGACCUUCGAUAGUGACUGCGGCUUCACAGGAGCCGUAUCCGGGCUGGAUCGACAAUAUCUACGGAGUCACCGGUAUUAUAAUGGAGAUAUCCCGGGGCACGUACCGUUCCGGGUAUUGCCGGGAGCGGUACGUCGUGGACUUGGUGCCAGUGGAUAUGGUGGUCAACUCCUGCAUCCUGGCCGCUUGGAGACAAGGAGUCAAACAGCCGGGCCGCUGUCCCGUCUACAACGUGACUUCGGGGUCCAUCAAUCCGAUCCAGUGGGGCGAGUUUACCAGACUAUGCGUGAAGUGGGCGAAAAAGAAUCCAACGAAGUACGUGAUGUGGUAUCCGAAUUUCUCAUUCACCGAAUCACGGUUGAUAAACACGUUUUGGGAGAUUACGUGUCAUUUCCUGCCGGCUUUCCUGUACGAUUUGCUACUGCGAGCCCAGGGGAGGAAGGCUAUCAUGAUGAAAAUCGCCAGACGUUUCAAAAUGGCCGCGGCGACAGGGGAGUACUUUGCCAACAACGAAUGGCAGUUUGGCGUGGCUGAGCUGCAGGCUUUGCAGGGCGAAGCCAGUUCCACUCGAGACGCCGGACAAUUCCCCUUCUGGCCGGCGGGCUUCGAUUGGGAUACGUACAUCGGGGCGUACAUGUCCGGGAUACGGAAGUUCAUUCUAAAGGACACGGUCGACUCUUUACCAUACGCCAGGACCAAGUUAAAAAGAUUAUUCUGGAUACAUAAAUUACUGCAGGCCGCUACCGGUUAUUACGUGUUCAGAUUGUUAGCCGGUCGUUUACGAUAGCGAUACACAGAAUCAAAUUUGAUGUUUAGUUUUACAAGAAUAUUCAAACGCUUACUCAAAUGAGUUUUGUUGUUUGUAAGCGUAUUGUGAAGUUAUCUUUGUAAGUGAAGAAUAACUCGGUGUUCACCCUAACGCGGUUUCAAUUAUCAAUACAUGUUCUAGUUUAUUUUUACUAUAAAAACGUAAAUAAAAAUUUAGAUACUGUAUUAUUUAAGGCAAUUGCUAGUGGGAUAAACGAUUAAAAACACUUUUACAGUUUAGUCUCGUGUCGAAGUGAUAGCUUCUGAUGGGAGGGUAAUUGAUAAUAUUUAUUCAAAAAUUUUUUUUUAUGUAUAUGAAUUUAUUUAAAUACGAGUAUUUGUAUCUAUAAAUAUUAUGUAUGUUAUAUGUUUAAACAUAUGUAUAAGUACCUAAUAUCACUAUAACACUACAUCUACAAAGGUUCAUCUCUGCACUCCCCUAAGGUAGACUGUCAGAGAAUGCCUAUGGCACUAAGUCUGCCUUUAAACUGUCAAGUAUAGAAAGUUAUAAAUAAAUAAACCGCUUCGUUACGUAACCUGUUAUGGCGCCAGUCUGUCUUGCAUCCCUUUCCCUCUUCGCGGGUCUGUUUUGGAAGGGAUUUCUUAAAAUAAUAAAUGGUGCUGAUGUGUUUUAUUUUCGUGUGCAGUGUACAAGGUGAUUCUGUUGUGUUAUAAUUAAUUACAAACUACCCACAUAUAUAGUUUUUUUUAAAUAAAUCUUUAGAUCUUCAAUCUCUAUCUUGCACGGCGUUUUCUGGGAUUGUCAUCCGAUUCGAGCUUCGAGAAGAUUCCGAAAGCUCAAAAAUUUGCGCUUGUAGCUUUCGGGUGAUUCUGAUAAUAAGCAAAGUGCGAAUCUAUUUUUUUUCCUGCCUAUGCUGAUAGCCUUGAAAGGCUAUAUCAGCUUCUCCUUGACGUGUAGGUGAGCUCACGGGCCUCAAACCGAGGGGUUGUUAACACUGGCCCUAGCAAGAGCAAUGCUUCGCAGAAUCUACCACCGGAUCGGAAACGCCACUGAGAAAAUCCGACGAGAUACUCAAAGGGUUGUGUAUACAAGCUGGACUGCAUGUCGAAGGUUAUAAAUCGGUCUAAUACUUUGUUAGAAGUUGCGUGUUAUAUUUUAGAAUGAUAAGGGUUAAAAAUAAAUAAAGAGAGCGUACAAUUUUA